GUUAGUUUGCUAAAACGAGCUAAAAAUAUUAAUGCUGCAAACUUAACAAAAUGGACAGCUUUACAUUAUGCUGCACGGGAAGGAAAUGUAAACAUUAUCGAAAAACUUUGAGCAGCAGAAGCAGAUGUGGACAUGACUACUAAGAACGGGAACACAGCAUUAUUAAUGGCUUUCGAAUUUAAGCGUAGUGAAGCGGUAAUUGCUUUGUUAGAACGAGGCAAAAAUAUUAAUGCUGCAAACUCAAAUGGAUGGACGGCAUUACAUUAUGCUGCACAAGAAGGAAAUGGUAACAUAAUCGAAAAACUGCUAACAGCAGGAGCAAAAGUUGACGUAACUACUAAGAACGGGAACACAGCAUUAAUGGUUGCUUCUAGAUUUGGCUGUAGUGAUGCGGUUCAUGCUUUGUUAAAACGAGGCAAAAAUAUUAAUGCUGCAAACUCAAAAGGAUGGACGGCAUUACAUUUUGCUGCAGUAGAAGGAAAAUUUGAAGUAAUCAAAAAACUGUUAACAGCAGGAGCAUAUGUGGACGUUACUACUAAAAACGGGGACACAGCAUUAAUGGUUGCUUCCGAAUUUUUGCAUAGUGAUGCGGUUGAUGCUUUGCUGGAACGAGACAAAAAUAUUGAUGCUGCAAACUCAAAAGGAUGGACGGCCUUACAUUAUGCUGCGAAAGCAGGAAAAGUAAAAAUAAUAGAAAAACUGUUAGCAGCAGGGGCAAAUGUGAAUGUUAUUACUGAAAACGGAGACACAGCAUUAAUGGUUGCUUCCGAAUUUAGGCAUAGUAAUGUGGUAGAUGCUUUGACAGAGCGAGGCGAAAAUAUUAAUGCUGCAAACAUAUAAAAAUGGACGGUAUUACAUUAUGCUGCACGUGGAGAAAAGGUUAACAUAAUCGAAAAACUGUUAGCAGCAGGAGUAAAUGUGUGCAUUACUUUUGAGAACGGGGACACAGCAUCAGAACGAGAACGAAAAUAUUAAUGCUGCAAACUCAAAAAAAUGGACUGCAUUACAUUAUGCUGUAAAAACAGGCAAUUUUCGAAUGAUCUGGAACUUUCUGAUAGCAGGAGCAAAUGUGGAUGCUACUACCGGAAACGGCGGCACUGCUCUAUUGAUUGUUUGCGAAUAUGAGCAUAGGAAGGACGUAAAUACGCACAGGAGAACAGGAAGGACGUAAUGAGUCGUUGCGGAACAGAGUGGUCCUUGUACCAUCAAACAACUUUUUCAAGAGAAGCAAUUUUCGAAAAAUCUCUGCACGGUGCUCCAUUACUAUAAAAAAAAUGCACCAAAGAAUUUGAGUACACCAUUCUAUUCGUUAUGACGUCCAGAAUCUCUGGUCAAAAUUGCAAAAUCAUCGUUCAGUACUUUUUUGAGUAAUACCCUUUUGAAGGUCGUGAAGUACAAAAAUGUGAUAUGAAAACGACGAAAUACUCAAUGUAAAGUCCUUUUUUCAACCACCUUUUAAUGAAAUAACUUCCAAAAUAGUUUCUAUACACUUCAAGGGUUCCUUUAUUUCAAGACUUGAACAAUUGGUGGAAGGAUUUAUUUGAAAACCCCACAGUGCACAGUGGUCUAAACUCGAAAAUCGUGAUCGUUCUUGAUUUGACUGUGAAAAACUGAUUUCAUGUACUCAAUGUCUUCAGCAAAAUUGUUUCAUAGAAAAAGGCCUUACUUUUGGCGUCUUUAGUUUUUCGAUCAAUCCACCUUACAGUUAGAUAAUUUUUUUUUUAAUUUUCAAUACUCCAGAUAGCUUGCUUCAGCAAAGUUGUGGAAAAUUUUAAAAGAUUAACAAUUGCUGAAUACUGCGAUGUCCUAUCUGUACGUUGGACACGACAAAAUAGAGUUUUUUGUAGAACACCCUUUUUUAAAUUUUGUUUUAAGUCUAUAACUUUUUCUAUGAUUGUCAAGACAAUAAAUUUUAUAAAGUCUUGAGAGAAUCUUAGUUGAAUGAUUAAAAUCUUAGAACAUUUUGCAUUGUUUGCGUUCCAAGAUAAACAAAUUUAUCUAUCUGCACCUCAGCACCAACACCACGGGAACUUCCAUGCUCCCUGCCAGCUAACAUGUACUUCGUUUUGGAAGAGUUAAUGACAAGUCCCAAUCUCGCUGCUUCCUUCUUAAAAGAUACGAAGGCCUCCUCCACGGUCCUACGGUUGAUACCGAUGAUAUCGAUGUCGUCCGCAAAACCAAGAAGUAUGUGAGAUUUCGUGAUUAUCGUACCGUUUCAUUGCACGUUUGCUCUACGUACUGCUCCUUCAAGGGCGAUGUUGAAUAGUAAGUUAGAGAGCGCAUCCCCCUGCUUCAGUCCAUCCAACGUUACGAACGAGGCUGAUGUCUCGCCAGCUUUCCGCACGCACGAUUUCGAUCUCUCCAGCGUCAUACGAAUCAGCCUAAUUAGUUUCGUCGGGAAACCGUGUUCCAGCAUUACCAGCACGGUUUGUUUUUUUUUUCACUGAAUCGUAUGCCGCCUUAAAAUCUACAAAUAGAUGGUGGGUCUACGAAUUAUACUCACGAAAUUUAUCGAGGAUCUGACGCAGGGUGAAAAUUUGUUCCAUCGUGGAACACCCCUGGCGAAAACCAGGCUGGUAUUCGCCAACAAAGGAUUUCGUCAACGGUCUCUGAAGAACCUCGAGACCAGCUGGGUAGCCUCGAUAGUUGCAAUAAUCCAAUCGAUGACCCUUCUUAGAGAAAGGGCAUACUAGGCUUUCCAUCCAGUCGUUCGGCAUUUGUUCAUCCGCCCAGAUCUGGUGGAUCGCAUUGUACAGCCACUCACAUCCGGCUUCUAGAAGUUGGGCCGGGAUACCGUCCUUUCCAGCGGCUUUGCCGUUUUUCAGCUCACUAAUCGUCUUUUUCACCUGCUCCUGUGUUGGUGGCUCCACAGCUCGUUUGAGUGGUGUUGCUUAUUUACUUACUUUAAUGGCAGUACGUCCUAAGAGAUGGCCUGCACAACAUAAUUCCGCCACCUUGAUCGGUUUAUGGCUGCUUGCCUCCAAUCCCGCGGGCACUUCGUACUUGCCAGAUCAUGCUCCACCUGGUCUAACAGCCUUGCUCUUUGUACUCCUCGUCGUCUCUUACCAACCGGAUUCGAGAAGAAAACCAAUUUACAGGAUAAUUGUCCGGUGUUCUCGCCACGUGCCCUGCCCAACGUUCAGUUUUGGCCGCUUUCUGGAUGAUGGGUUCGCUGUAGAGUUGUGCGAGUUCAUGGUUCAUUCUCCGUCUCCACACUCCGUUCUCCUGGUUCUUAGCACCCGUCAUUCGAAAACUCCGAGCGCUCGCAGGUUCUCUUCAAGCAUUGUCCACGUCUCAUACCCGUAGAGAACAACUGGUCUGUGAAUACGACAACUGGAAUGUGAUACGAUAUAGAUUGUGGAACAGUACCACCGUCCCCCGUAGUUUAAUUGGUCAAAACACCAUGCCGGAGACAGGGAGAUUGCGGGUUCAAGUCCCGUCGGGAUGCGGUAUAUUUUUCCAAAUCUGUAUCAUAUUUCCAGUUCGCUUAUUUUUCGUUCUUCCUCUACUCACAUGCUGUCUGCUUAAUGAACUUUAACGUGUUAACGGGAAAAAGCCGUUGUUAAAAAUAGAAAUUCAGUUCGAAAAAACAACUGGUCUAAUAAGCGUUUUGUACAAUGUGCACUUUACGCGAGAACUUAGACGCUUCGGACGUAAUUUUUCGUGGAGCCCAUAGUAGGCACGACGCCCGCUAAUGAUUAGCCUCCUAAUCUCACGGUUGGUAUCGUUGUUCUCAGUAACCAUUGAGCUAAGGUACACGAACUCGUCGACUUUCUCAAACUCGUCACCGUCGAUUAUCACAACACUACCUAGGCGUGCCCUGUCGCGCUCAGCACCACCCGCUAGCAUGUACCUCGUUUGAGAUGUAUUUAUCUUCAGUCUAAUCUUCUCUGCUUCUUAUUUUAUUCUGAUCUGAUCUGAUCUGCCACUGCCUCAAAUGUUCUGCCGACAGUGUCCACGUCGUCCGCCCAGCAGAUAAAUUGACCGGAUUUAACGAAAAUCGUGCCCCGCGGGUUCAUUCCCGUUCGUCUCACAACACUUUCUAGCGCAAUAUUGAACAGCAGGCAGAAAAGUCCAUCACCUUGUCGAAAUCCCCUGCGGGAUCCGAAUGGGUCGGAUAGACCACCCGAGAUCCUCACACAACACUGCACAAUCUCCAUCGUAGCCUUUAUCAGUCUGAUGAGCUCUCCACGAUUAAUCGUGUCAUAAGCGGCUUUGAAGUCGAUGAAGAGAUGAUGCGUAGGGACUCUGUAUUCUCAGCAUUUUUGGAGAAUCUGCCGCAGAGUAAAGAUCUGGUCCGUUGUGAACCGACUCUCCAUGACAGCCGCUGGAAAAUUAUUUGGGAUAUCUUUUUGUAGGCGGCAUUCAGGAUAGAGAUCGCUCGGUAGUUUUCACAAUCUAGCUUGUCGCUUUUCUUGUAGAUGGGGCAAAUAACCCCAUCCUCCCACUCCUCCGGUAGGCAUUCCGUUUCCCAAAUCUUAGCAAUCAGUCGGUGCCGACAUCUGCGGUGAAAGCGAAAAAUGCAUCUCGAAACUGAAAAAAAAAAUAAUCCAGCCGUACGUCACGCAUGUUUGCUCUUCGAAUUUAUCGAAUUGAUUUCAGCAGUGUACUCCGCGCGGCCUUCUGCUAUGCAUUCUCUCUAGCUAGAGUGAUUCACCACUCUUCUCACGCUCAGCCGUGGUGUAAGCAGGAUUGUCACAUUUAUACCUGUAUUUUUUUUUUCUUGACAAAACCUGUUUCUCUGUAUCUCGGGCCGAUAAAUCUAUAUCGAGAAAACUAAGAAUAUUGGAUGGAAAAAUUCUUACUUUCAGAAUAUAUGUAAACAUAUUAGUGUUUUUUUGCCAUUGCUUUAUCUCUUUUUUUAGUCCUAAACUUGCAAUAAGUAAGGCGAUAAUUAAAUGUAUUAACUGAUGAUUAUUCAUUUUUCUCUACGUGAUGUUUAUACAGUUUUUCGCUUAUUUUAACCGCUACAGUCGACAAACAUGUAAACAGUAACAUCAUAGUUAAAUGCAAAAUGUAACGUAUCCAAUGUUUUCUCUUAUUAUUAUUGCUUCGAUGUUGUUUUUUAAUGUUCGGUUCUUGAAAAUGAAUCGAUCAGGUGAUAUUUCAAUAAACUUAAAAGUAGGGGUACUGGGGGUAAGCCCGGCCCCCUAAGGAAAAUUUCUACAAGUUAUGAAGGUUUUCAGUACUUUCAAACUGUUAUUUUACAAGAAAUAGUGAAGUUUUGACACUAAGAUAAAAACGACGUUUAGCAAUCAGUGCGGGUGAAACCGGCACCCCUUGUUUGUUGGCACCUAAGUUUGUUCAUGAAUUAACUCGAAUUAACUGAACUAAUUUGAAUUCGCAAAUCGCCGAAUGAAAGAUCUUACAUUUCUGUAUGUUACUGUUGAAUUUGGUUGUUGUCGGUUAGCUGGUUCUGGGCAGAUUGCCGGAACAAGUUCCGGUGAACAUUAUGUAUAAACAAUGAAAGAAUUUGAUACUCGGCAAGCCUAUCAUGUGGCACUUUAAAUCAUAUUAUUAACUAGUUUCAUUGAAGCCAGGAUCACAUUGACCACACCGGAGCAUAUUUCAAAUACCACCGGGAAAGCCGUCAGUUUUGUGACUUGAUUCAGUACAUUUGGUACCUCUAAUAACCCUUUGGAAUCAUUCAUAAAUCACAGAAGAGAUUCAGUGCAUGGUUCUAAGUCGAUUAAUUAAUUUAUUUAUCAGCGAGACAUCGGUAAUAGAUGAGAAAUAUGUGUCAGUAACAUCCAACCAGCCUCAGACCAUGUCGGGCUUACCCCACUCACUGGGUGACGGUGUUACCCAGACAGCACACAUUUU
This is a messenger RNA of Wyeomyia smithii (pitcher-plant mosquito), 5823 nucleotides long. RefSeq names its product ankyrin homolog. The transcript has a single exon. Lineage: Eukaryota; Metazoa; Arthropoda; Insecta; Diptera; Culicidae. Gene Ontology annotation, molecular function: protein binding. The record is from RefSeq and is a predicted model, not a curated record. Bases 133 to 840 code for a protein of 235 amino acids.